CCUCAAUUGCUUCCAAGAGAAAGAGGAUUUCUUUUAUUCACUCUGACUCUCAGAGAAGAAACUCCGAUUCCUUACCCUCUCUCGCUCUCUCUCGUUUAUCUUUGCAACAUACAAAACAUCUUUAUGGAGAAGAAGAUUUGUAUGAGGAGAAUCCGUUCAUCAUCAUCACCAUCAACGUUGAGGUCGUCGUCGGAAUCUGUUUUCGGAGUGAAAGCUCGGGUACAACUACAGCCGUACAAUCUUUUGGUUUCUUUGGUAUCUCAGCCCUCUGAUCGAUUGACACCUUGGUUCCAUCUUCCGAAAUAGCACCCAAUCUAUUUCUCGUUCGUCGUCUCCAUUAUUGACCCGAGAAUACAACAAUUAAUCAAGAAGCUUAAAGUGGUUUAUCAACCUGUGAUGCUUACCGAAUGAAUGCUUCUGCAAGCUCAUCCAAUAUGAAGACGUCGCAGACACGGACUAAAUCAUCUGGCUGGGCUGCCUUUAACAUCAAGCAGCGAGAGAAGCAAACCCUCCCACCAAAAGUCAAUAAAGAUCCUUUCCCACCUAUCCCGGGCACUUCAUCCACUCUGGAUCCCUCAAGAAACUUAGCCAAAGUUAAUCAUCUUUCAAUAAAGUCCUUUUCAUCUGUGCUUGCACCUUCUGUGGAGUUUCCACCCUUGGCAAAGAAUAAUGAUCGGAAAAACCAAGUUCAUGAGAGUGGUUAUGUUAGUCACCAUAAUGAUAAGGUUCUUGAGGAAGAAACUCGUGAUUUGGCUUUUAAAAUGCUCAAAGAGAUGCACUGUUGGGCAGAUGAUCGCUUGAUUGAGGAUGUAUAUGUUGCUACAAAUAACAAUUUCGAGAAGGCAUUAGCUUUGCUGGAAGGAAUGGUUUCCUCCAGUAGCUCUGAGGAGAAAGAGGAAACAAGAACUUCAGAAAGGAGUUCAAUGAUUAACGAGUUCCAAUACAACAGAGAAGGAGACAGAAGUUCUUUACCAGGGAAGACGACUAAGCUUACUGAUAUAAGCUCGACAAUUUCAGAUGGUCUCAAAGGCACUGAUAAAGAUCUGUCAGAUGGACAUGCUUCGGACUUUGAACUGAUCAUGGAGUGCUUAAAGUCUAUGCCUAUUGAGCCUGACUGGGAAGAGGAUGAUAUUUACUUAAGCCAUCGGAAAGAGGGGCUCAGAAUGAUGAGGUCAGCAUCACAGCAUUCGAGGACAGCCAGUAAUGCCUUUUUGAGAGGCGAUCAUUAUGCAGCUCAGCAGUACUCACUAAGGGCUCAGGAAGAAUGGUUAGCUGCUGAGAGGCUUAAUGACAAGGCAGCUAAAGAGAUUCUAAGCAUCAGAAAUAGCAGAAACAACAUCUGGAAAUUGGAUUUACAUGGUCUUCAUGCAGCAGAAGCUGUUCGAGCCGUGCAGGAGCAUUUGCAAAAGAUUGAGACCCUGGUAACAUUCAGUCAUUCAGUAUCCCCAACUAGAGUCCAGGAAAAGAAUGGGAUCACACGCAGUCCAUCAUUUGAGUCUUUUGAUAGUAUGAAAGUGGAGAACUCACAUAAGAUUCGGGCACCAUUUAAGCAGAGACAAACAACAUUAGAAGUUAUAACAGGCAUAGGUAAUCAUAGCCGAGGACAAGCUGCACUUCCUACGGCAGUGAAGAAUUUUCUUAAUGAAAACAGAUACCGAUUUGAUGAGGCAAGACCUGGAGUAAUCUCAGUUCGGCUAAAAUUUCGUCACAGGUGAAUCAGAGAUUGAGUUUGAUUCCUGCAGCCAACUGACUCAAGGCAGGAUUUUUUCCUAAACCUCCAAGAAUGGAAACCAAGUCUUGAUGAUUCAGACUAGAGCCAUGUAUAUUACUUCGGUAAAUUACAUUAGAGGGAUUUAUUUCCCUGCUUAGAUUUUAUUGACACUCUUUACAUUUUUAGCUGCAGUAGACAACUAUUUGUAUCAUAGCAUGGUAUUAUGGACCAAUUCUACCAUUAUUAUUGUUUAUUAUGAGCUUGAGGAACUCUCAUGUGUUUUAGUUUAAUGCACGAA
Carica papaya (papaya) is the source of this 2009-nucleotide messenger RNA. RefSeq names its product smr (Small MutS Related) domain-containing protein. NCBI's taxonomy places the organism in Eukaryota, Viridiplantae, Streptophyta, Magnoliopsida, Brassicales, Caricaceae. The record is from RefSeq and is a predicted model, not a curated record.